Messenger RNA from Cornus florida, 876 nucleotides. RefSeq lists its product as uncharacterized. The coding region runs from base 1 to 876 and encodes 291 amino acids. The transcript has 2 exons. NCBI's taxonomy places the organism in Eukaryota, Viridiplantae, Streptophyta, Magnoliopsida, Cornales, Cornaceae. The record is from RefSeq and is a predicted model, not a curated record.
AUGUACAGUGGUGAAGAAAAUUUCUUUACGGUGCAGUAUAUUGAAAGGUUCAUCGCACAAUGUGGAGAAGUUGGUCCUAGCCCUUGGUUGAGGAUGAUAUUAUUCUUUAGUUCUCUUACCGGGGCGGCGUUUGAAUGGUAUAGCAACUUACCAGCCAACUCUAUCCAGACUUGGGAUGAAAUGAAGGAAGCCUUCCAUACCCAAUUCUACCGAACAGAGACAGAAGCUACACUGGCAGACAUAUCUCGAUUAUCUCAGUUGCCGAGUGAAUCGAUUGAGACUUUUGUUGCCAGGUUCAGAAAGGUUAAACUCAAAUGCCGAGUAAGUUUGCCAGAACCAAAAUAUAUCAAGUUAGCAUUAAAUGGUUUAGACAUUGAGCAUCGCAAGAGGGCUUCUCGGUAUGAGGAAAUACUAAAAGAAGAGAAAGAGAGAAAGAAUUCUUCUAAGGGUACUUGGUAUAAGGACCCUAAUUAUGAGGUAUUCUCGGCAGAAGUUGGAGAUGCAUUAGAGGUUGACGUUACAGAAGUCAAUAUCAAAAAGCCAUACGUUUGUGAAGCGUUAGUUAAACCUAAACCGACCACAGGGGGUAAUUCAUCAACAUCAACAUCGGCAGCAAGGAAAGGUCCUACCGAUAUCGGGAAAAGCUAUUCUUUCGACUUGUCAAAAACAUAUCAAAUCUUUGAUCACUUGAUGGCCGAUAAAAUGAUAUCUUUACCUAAAGGGCAUAGGAUUCCAUCGGCAAGUGACUUGAAAGGAAAAGAGUAUUGUAAGUAUCAUAACUCUUGGAACCAUGCUACUAAUGAUUGUACUGUUCUACGAGGUGUGUUGCAGAAAGCUAUUGACGAAGGCACUUUAAAAUUCCCGAGAAAACUUUAG